This is a messenger RNA of Cavia porcellus (domestic guinea pig), 2284 nucleotides long. RefSeq names its product transmembrane protein 145 (gene Tmem145). The transcript is spliced from 14 exons. The record is from RefSeq and is a predicted model, not a curated record. Bases 373 to 2187 code for a protein of 604 amino acids. Gene Ontology annotation, biological process: response to pheromone; G protein-coupled receptor signaling pathway. Lineage: Eukaryota; Metazoa; Chordata; Mammalia; Rodentia; Caviidae.
UAGUUCGGGGACUACACUGAGGGCAGGUCAGAACGGAGCUCAGGCCUGGGGGCUGUGAACUGUCCGAGGGACUGCAGUCUGAAGGAGGCUUGGCUUGUGGGACUGAGUUCAAUGGAAAACAACGGGAACCAAAGGCAUCCACAAGGCUCCAGAGAGGACAGAAUUGAAGCUGGGGCGGGUGACAAAAGAUAGGAAACGUGCAUCCUCUCUCUAGUGGGGAGAGCAGCGACCAGGUUGGGCCAUCUGGAUAGAGAGGGGCGGGGACGGCUGCACCCAGCGGCCCCUUUAAUCGGGGGCGCGCUGACCGUUCCCGCGCGCUCUCGCCUCCGUCGCCGGCCGGAGCCGGAGCGGGGCCGGGGCCGAGCGGGCGGAAUGGAGCCCCGGUGCACGCCUGCGUUGCGCCGCCUGCUACCGCCGCUUCUGCUCCUGCUGCUGCCACUGUCCCCGCGCGCUCGGGCCAAGUACGUGCGGGGCAACCUCAGCUCCAAGGAGGACUGGGUGUUCCUGACAAGGUUUUGUUUCCUCUCGGAUUACGGGCGACUUGACUUCCGUUUCCGCUACCCUGAGGCCAAGUGCUGUCAGAACAUCCUUCUCUAUUUUGAUGACCCAUCCCAGUGGCCAGCUGUGUACAAAGCAGGGGACAAGGACUGCCUGGCCAAGGAGUCAGUGAUCAGGCCAGAGAACAACCAGGUCAUCAACCUUACCACCCAGUAUGCCUGGUCAGGCUGUCAGGUGGUGUCAGAGGAGGGAACACGUUACCUGAGCUGCUCCAGCGGUAGAAGCUUCCGCUCUGUGCGAGAAAGGUGGUGGUACAUCGCGCUUAGCAAGUGUGGGGGAGAGGGACUGCAGCUGGAGUAUGAGAUGGUCCUCACCAAUGGCAAGUCCUUCUGGACACGGCACUUUUCAGCCGAUGAGUUUGGGAUCCUGGAGACAGAUGUGACCUUCCUGCUUAUCUUCAUCCUCAUCUUCUUUCUCUCCUGUUACUUUGGAUAUUUGUUGAAAGGUCGUCAGUUGCUCCACACAACUUACAAAAUGUUCAUGGCUGCAGCAGGAGUGGAGGUCUUGAGCCUCCUGUUUUUCUGCAUCUACUGGGGUCAGUAUGCCACCGAUGGCAUUGGCAAUGAAAGUGUGAAGAUCCUGGCCAAGCUGCUCUUCUCCUCCAGCUUCCUCAUCUUCCUGCUUAUGCUCAUCCUUCUGGGGAAGGGAUUCACGGUGACACGGGGCCGCAUCAGCCACUCCGGCUCCGUGAAGUUGUCUGUCUACAUGACACUGUACACUCUUACCCACGUGGUGCUGCUCAUCUACGAGGCCGAAUUCUUCGAUCCAGGCCAGGUACUGUAUACAUAUGAGUCUCCGGCCGGCUACGGGCUCAUCGGGCUGCAGGUGGCAGCCUAUGUGUGGUUCUGCUACGCCGUGCUCAUCUCCCUGCGCCACUUCCCUGAGAAGCAACCCUUUUACGUGCCCUUCUUUGCUGCCUACACCCUCUGGUUUUUUGCGGUUCCUGUCAUGGCACUGAUUGCCAAUUUCGGGAUCCCUAAGUGGGCCCGGGAGAAGAUUGUCAAUGGCAUCCAGCUGGGGAUUCACUUGUAUGCCCACGGUGUGUUCCUGAUCAUGACUCGCCCGUCAGCGGCCAACAAGAACUUCCCAUACCAUGUGCGCACGUCGCAAAUCGCCUCUGCCGGAACCCCGGGACCCGGAGGCGGCCAGUCGGCGGACAAGGCCUUCCCACAGCACGUCUAUGGGAACGUGACGUUCAUCAGCGACUCGGUGCCCAACUUCACGGAGCUCUUCUCCAUCCCCCCGCCCACCUCCUCCGUAAGCCCUGCGGCCCCAGCGCCAGAGGAGCUGCUGGCGCCGCCCCUGGAGUACCUGACCCCGCUCCCGGCCCCGCCGCCGCCCCCUGCGCCCAGCCGCCUGAGCCCUCCCCCUGCCUUCCGCACACCCCGCGCCCCGACGCCUCGCCGCGACCGCCCCUUGGCGCCCGCGCCCACCCUGCCAGACUGGGUCCUGGCGCUCCUGCGCACGCCCCCGCGGACGCCACGCGCCGUGCCCCCGCCGCCCGCUUUUCGUGGUUCUCCCCCGGCUCCCCGGCCGCCGCCGGAGUUCGCCAGGCGCACUCCGACGCCUCCCCUCGAGUACCUGGCUCCGCUGCCUAGGCGGCCCGCCACCCACUCCUUCCCUGACUGACACGUGCCCAUGCUUAGGGUGGUGGGGUUCUUGGGGGGAGGGGGACGGGCCUUCGGUGCCACAUCCGCCCCCCCGCGGGUCCCGGACGGCCACUGAC